CUGGUUUCCAGAAUGGAGGAGCCACUGUCAAUGGAGAUGUCUUUCAGGAGUCCAACGGCCCCACGGACGCCUAUGCAGCCAUAGCCAAGGCUGACCGGCUGACCCAGGAACCUGAGAGCAUCCGCAAGUGGAGGGAGGAGCAGAAGAAGCGCCUGGAGGAGCUGGAUGCGGCAUCGAAGGUGACUGAGCAGGAAAAGAAGGACCUGGAGGAGUGGAACCUGCGCCAGAAUGAGCAGAUGGAGAAGAACCGGGCAAACAACAGGAUCGCUGACAAAGCCUUUUACCAGCAGCCGGACGCCGAUGUGAUUGGCUAUGUGGCCUCGGAGGAAGCAUUCCUGAAGGAGUCCAAGGAGGAAACCCCGGGCUCUGAGUGGGAGAAGGUGGCCCAGCUCUGUGAUUUCAAUCCCAAGAGCAGCAAGCAGAGCAAGGAUGUCUCGCGGAUGCGCUCGGUGCUCAUCUCUCUCAAACAGAUGCCCCUGUCCCGCUAGCUGCCGCCUGGCAUGGCCAGGAGUGCAGCAGGGCAAGGCCAGGCUCACCAAGCCGUGCGGCUUCGUGGGGCCAGCCCACGAGGGGCCUCACCCUGCCUGCUCCCUGGUGUGUGCCUUGGCUGUGCUCGAGUCACCGGUUGUAACUCUCCCCAUGGUUUUCCUUUGCUUAAAAGGUG
Pelecanus crispus (Dalmatian pelican) is the source of this 664-nucleotide messenger RNA. Lineage: Eukaryota; Metazoa; Chordata; Aves; Pelecaniformes; Pelecanidae. The record is from RefSeq and is a predicted model, not a curated record.